Messenger RNA from Dimorphilus gyrociliatus, 1267 nucleotides. The record is from the annotation of a GenBank genome assembly. NCBI's taxonomy places the organism in Eukaryota, Metazoa, Annelida, Polychaeta, Dinophilidae.
AAUGUCAUCACCGCCCGCUUUUGGUAAAGAAUUAAGGGAGCAAGAAUUUUAUCUUACUUCCGACUAUGCCCUACUCAACAAUGGAUCGUAUGGAGCAGCCCCAAAGCGAGUAAUCGCUGUCAAACACCAACAUGAAGAGGAUAUGGAAAAAAAUCCAGAUAACUGGUACGCAAGAAUACGACCAGAUUUAGAAGCUGAAGGUUUGAGAAAGUUAAGUGAAUUCGUUGGCGCUAAAGUUGAAAAUUUAGCAUUCGUUGAAAAUGCAACAAGAGGCUGUAACGAUGCUUUAAAAUGUCUAAAUCUCCAAGCUGGUGACGGUAUACUUAUAAAUAACUUUACAUAUCUGGCAAUACAGAACGCUGUCGAAUAUAUUAAAGAUUUCAACGGUGUAACCGUUUUUAAGAUUGAGUUAAAAUUUCCUUUGAAUAGUUUUGAAGAUUUAGUAAGGACAUUCACAGAGUUUUUGGAUGCCCACACCAGCAUAAAGGUUGUUGUUUUAGAUCAUAUUUCUUCUAUGCCUUCCCUUCUAUUUCCUGUGAAACAACUUGCUGAAGUAUUUCGUGCAAGAGGCAUAAAGACUAUCGUUGAUGGGGCUCAUGUUCCUAAUCAAAUAGAUGUUAAUAUUGAAGAUUUAAAAGUUGACUUUUACAUAGCUAAUCUUCAUAAAUGGACAUUCGCAAGUCGUGGUUGUGCUUUUAUUUAUGCUGCAGAGGAAAUGCACAACACCGCUAAACCUGUAGUAACCGCCCUUUACAAUUUUGGUUUCCCAGGCGAUUUUACAUGGCAAGGAGCAAGAGAUCAUUGCACUUAUUCAUCAGUUUCUGAAGCUUUCAAUUUCAUAGAAUGGUUGGGUGGAAGGACAAGAAUUGAAGAAUAUACUAAAGAUUUGGGAGAUUGGACUGCAAAUGAAUUAACAAGUACAUGGCAAACUGAUAUGUUACCAAUUGGUAAUGAAUUAGUGCCUAACUGCUUGAGAACUAUUAGAAUACCAGACACGAAGGCUUUUCCAAAGACUCCAGAAGGAACAAGCUUAUUGGUAACUGCACUGAGGGAGCUAUAUAAGAUAAGAGCAAACAUAGGAUACUUUAGAUCUUUGAACAACAUGUACGUUCGUGUAAGCUGUGCCGCUUACGUGGAUAGAGAAGAUAUUGCAAAAUUUAGAGAUGCAAUGAUGGAACUAAAAGAUUUAGAACCAGAAGAUCAAAAAAUCAUUGACAUGAAAAACAUCAAGGAGGACCGAAGUUUAGAUGAUUUUCUUUACGAUUAA